CAAAUUUUCCGCAAAUUACUGGUUGCCUACACCUACAGCCGUCAUUGUGACGUUUAUAACCAGCAUAACCUUAAAAAAGUGUCAUCCUAAAAUCAAAAUAUUUGGUUACUUAUUUGAUUAUUGUUUCGACAAGUGUUGUGUUCCCAAUGCAGGCGUCAAGCUCGGCCCCCCUUUUGCAAUGGAGCCCCGAUAAGAAGCACUCGGACCGUGAAAGAUGGAUUUGCAUAUACCCUGCCUACAUUAACAGUAAGAAAACGGUGGCACAAGGCCGUCGCAUCGCUAAGGAAAAAUGUGUGGAAAAUCCCACCCACCAAGAAAUGCGAGACGUUCUUUCAGCUGCAGGUCUGCAAGUAGGAGUGGAAAACAAACUGUACAGUCGAGAGCGCAGCAAAGAGCUUCUCUACCGAGGUCGAAUUCGCAUUCAGUUGAAAAAAGAUGACGGGACUCCAGUAAACAAAGAUUUCCCGACGCGCGAAAGCGUCAUGUUACAUCUUUGUGAAAUGAUCCCCAAAUUGAAGAUCAGACAGAACAAGUCGGGGGGCGAUCAAGUCCAGAGCAAUCCGAGUUCGGGCAAAGGCAAAGGAAAGGGAAAAGGGCGCCGAUAAACACCUUGUUUUUUAUAUUUUUAUUAAGUUACGCAAAUAUAUAAAAAUUGAGCAAAAA
Molecule: messenger RNA, 663 nt
Organism: Tribolium castaneum (red flour beetle)
Lineage: Eukaryota; Metazoa; Arthropoda; Insecta; Coleoptera; Tenebrionidae
Gene: Srp19
Product: Signal recognition particle 19
Exons: 2
Coding region: 147-605 (152 amino acids)
Biological process (GO): SRP-dependent cotranslational protein targeting to membrane, signal sequence recognition; SRP-dependent cotranslational protein targeting to membrane
Cellular component (GO): signal recognition particle, endoplasmic reticulum targeting
Molecular function (GO): 7S RNA binding
Source: RefSeq, a predicted model, not a curated record